GUUGAAAUCAUGUCGUGCCCCGAGAAGAUCGAGAACCCCAACGAGAGUCUCGUUACACCGAAAUGGUUAAAUAAGUGCAAAUUUGAGUCCUUGCUCGCAAAGGAUGAACCUGAUUAUACCAAGAUUGUUACGUUUACCUCUGUGGCUGCUGUGCCGCCAGGAGGAAAUUUUACAUCAGUCAUGUUUCGUGUUUAUUUGGAUUUAGAAAUGAAAGAUGGAAAUCAAAAAAGAAAGUCGUAUGUGGUCAAGACCACCCUGAAUUCAGAUAGGGGUGGCAAGGCAGUGGAUGAGAUGCGCUACUUUCAGAAGGAGCAGCUAAUGAUGAUAACCCUUUCAGCGGAGAAGGAUUUGCGCGUCAGGGAAUUUGAUAAUUUUUAUUGGGCCCAAUGCCUUAGCACUUUGGAUCAGGAUCCCGAAGAGUUCAAAGUUCUUAAUCACGGCGACUUUUGGUCUAGCAAUCUGAUGAGCAGCUAUCUGCCCGACGGAAGUCUCGAUAAGCUCAUACUGAUCGACUUCCAGAUCACCACAUGGGGCAGUCCAGCGGUGGACCUGCUCUUCUUCCUCACCCUCUCCCCAGCCACGGAAUUGCGUAUCAAGGAGUUCGAUCACUUUGUGAGAAUUUACUGGGAACGCCUGAUCGAGUGCUUAAAGGUUUUAAAACUGAAGAAGUCGCUGCCAAAACUACGCGACCUGCAAAGCUCCAUGAACAACAAGCACCAUUCGUUUUACGCUUUCUUCAGUCUGACAAAUCACCUGCCCAUUAUCCUGUUCCCUACCGAUAAGGACAGCAAUUUGCACAACAUGACCGCUGAAACGGAGGAAGGAGAGAGUCUUCGAAUGCGUUUGCUCUCCAAUCCCGCCUUCGGAAAUGUUAUGAAGGAGCUCUAUCCCUUUUUAUAUAACCGCGGAAUUCUAAACUUUGAUGACUACGAUGAGUGA
Drosophila takahashii is the source of this 939-nucleotide messenger RNA. The record is from RefSeq and is a predicted model, not a curated record. NCBI's taxonomy places the organism in Eukaryota, Metazoa, Arthropoda, Insecta, Diptera, Drosophilidae.